Messenger RNA from Drosophila biarmipes, 841 nucleotides. RefSeq names its product serine protease SP24D. Gene Ontology annotation, biological process: proteolysis. The transcript has a single exon. The coding region runs from base 1 to 783 and encodes 260 amino acids. Gene Ontology annotation, molecular function: serine-type endopeptidase activity. Lineage: Eukaryota; Metazoa; Arthropoda; Insecta; Diptera; Drosophilidae. The record is from RefSeq and is a predicted model, not a curated record.
AUGAGAGUCGCUGCCAUUGGAACUCUGCUCGCCGGCUUUUCGCUCCUGCUGGUGCUGCCCGUACAGUCGGCACCCGGCACGCUCGACGGCCGUGUGGUGGGCGGUGAGGAUGCGAGCAAGGCGCAGUUUCCCCACCAGAUCUCCCUGAGAAACGGCGGUUCCCAUAGUUGUGGUGGCUCCAUUCUGUCCAAGAACUACAUCCUAACCGCCGCCCACUGUGUGACCAGCACGGAUGCAAAUGGAAACCUGGUAGCCACUGCCGCGAAUAGACUAACCAUUCGAGCGGGGUCCAAUGACCGACUGAGCGGCGGAGUGCUCGUCCAAGUGGCCGAGGUUAUUGUCCACGAGGAGUACGGCAACUUCCUCAACGACGUGGCCCUGCUGCGCCUGGAGACCCCCCUGAUCCUGUCCAGCAACAUUCAACCCAUCGAUCUGCCCACCGCGGACACGCCGGCGGAUGUGGAUGUCAUCAUUUCCGGCUGGGGAAGGAUCAAGCAUCAGGGCGACCUGCCACGCUACCUGCAGUACAACACGCUGAAGUCCAUCUCCCUGGACAGGUGCGACGAGCUGAUUGGCUGGGGAGUCCAGAGCGAACUCUGCCUCAUCCACGAGGCCAACAACGGUGCCUGCCACGGGGAUUCCGGCGGCCCGGCCAUCUACAACAACCAGGUCGUGGGCGUGGCCGGGUUCGUCUGGUCCGCCUGUGGAACCAGCUACCCCGAUGGAUAUGCCAGGGUCCACUUCCACAACGAUUGGAUCAGGAAGAACUCGGAUGUGAAAUAGAUUCGAUUUUACUGGCUGCAUUUUCGAUAAUUCAAUAAAGUGUUCGUCGAUUUUAGAA